CAUGUUAAGGGUAAACUGGACUUCCUCGUCCAAUAUCUGCCAAACCCACUCCAUCAGUCAAACCGGCAAUGUCCGUCAAACGAGCGUUAUCAUCACCCAACUAUGACUAAAGACUCUGGUGCAUGAGGCAUCAUCCAUUCCGUUGUAAACGACGAUUAAAGCAUACGGCUCUUGCUAGGCUAAACAGCCUUGUCGCCAUGUCUAGAGGUCCGCUUCCCUCACAGCUGUGUCUUCUCUCAGACCUGUCGUCAAAGUCGCCAGGUGAGAAAGUCAGGUUCUUAGGCUGCGUCACCUCAUACUUGACACAAUCAGCGGUGCUGACACUGGAGCACGGGUUCCCCAAGGAAUCUAACACCAUUGCUUUGGUUGAUAUUCGGCUCCUGCUUGGCAUUGUGAAGUCGAGUCAAACGCAAAUAGGCGAGUGGGUGAACGUGGUUGGCUAUGUCACGCCGCCGCCUCCGGGGACGCGGGCCAAAGGGACGACCCGCGGACCACAGAAAGUAGCCAUCCAAGCAUUAGUGCUCUGGUCGGCCGGCCCUCUCGAUCUUCAACGAUACGAGAAUUCCUUCGCAACAACCUGACCGAGAGAGAGUCAGGGCGAACCCACGGCGGCCGCCUCCCUCGACGAGGUAAAGUCCACUUCCUGUUGUGGAAAGCUGCCGCCUGACCCGAUCAUGCGUCGACCAGAGCCAACGUAUUAUGCUCGUCAUGCUCAUCACCGCAGCCAGGCUGCUUCCAGGCUGCUUCCAGGCCGUUCGAUUCGGCGCCAAAACCACGAAUUACUGGACUUCGAUAAGGAUUGAUUUUUCCCGGCUGGUGAUGAAUUCACUAUCCAAUCCUCGAAGCCGGAUAUGGACCCGUUCGGAGUAUAGUACAGCCCCGGACCUUGGCGUCCCGACGGAAGGGUCUCUUGCACAGAACCUAGGACAAUGCAUGCCGUUCGCCUGCAACGAUAACUU
This is a messenger RNA of Colletotrichum destructivum, 959 nucleotides long. RefSeq names its product Putative nucleic acid-binding, CST complex subunit Ten1, fungal. Gene Ontology annotation, cellular component: CST complex. Gene Ontology annotation, molecular function: single-stranded telomeric DNA binding. The record is from RefSeq and is a predicted model, not a curated record. Gene Ontology annotation, biological process: telomere capping. The coding region runs from base 123 to 581 and encodes 152 amino acids. The transcript has 2 exons. Lineage: Eukaryota; Fungi; Ascomycota; Sordariomycetes; Glomerellales; Glomerellaceae.